Molecule: messenger RNA, 1027 nt
Organism: Adelges cooleyi (spruce gall adelgid)
Lineage: Eukaryota; Metazoa; Arthropoda; Insecta; Hemiptera; Adelgidae
Gene: Mtr3
Product: exosome complex component MTR3
Exons: 5
Coding region: 95-931 (278 amino acids)
Biological process (GO): U4 snRNA 3'-end processing; rRNA catabolic process; poly(A)-dependent snoRNA 3'-end processing
Cellular component (GO): nucleolus; cytoplasmic exosome (RNase complex); nuclear exosome (RNase complex)
Source: RefSeq, a predicted model, not a curated record
UUAGUAACUGAUAAGUGAUAACAUUGUCUAUGUGAUAAUCGAUAGACCAUGUGGAUUUGAAUUUUGAGUUUUGAACGCCAGAGCCAGGUUUACGAUGCCGACGAAUUUGUAUAGAGUACAAGGACCCGAAGGAGCCAUUCCUUUCCAUCAGUUUUUGCUCACCGAAAAAUACGAUAAACUUAAAACCAUCGCUUCAUCGCUACACAAAAAUGUUCGAAACGAUAAUAGAGAUUUCUCAGAGCAAAGAAAAUUAUGUGUUAAAACUGGCGUUAUUACCCAAGCUAAAGGUUCGGCAUAUGUUGAAUGCGGACGUACAAAAGUGAUUUGCUCUGUGUUCGAUCCUAAAGAAGUCCCCAAUAAAGUAGAGUAUGCCAAGACCGGAGAAUUGCAGUGUGAAUUUAAGUUUACAACUUUCUCCAGUAUUCAACGUCGUGGUUAUACUAGAGAUGCAGAAGAACGUCAACUGUGCAAUGAGUUGCGCAGAGCUCUCGAGCCUGCAAUUUGUAGAGGUGAAUUUGCAAAUUUUGAAAUUCAAAUCAACGUAUUGGUGUUGGAAAAUGAUGGAUCUGUCUUAGCAACAGCAAUUACCGCAGCUGGACUUGCGUUAAUAGAUGGCUGCAUACCUAUGUAUGAUGUAAUUACUGCUACCUCAUUGGGAGUUUAUGAAAACAAGAUUUUAGUCGAUCCAACUUAUGAUGAAGAAUCCCUAUGUUUAUCGACAACGUCAGAAGGGCAAAGUUGUGGCACUGUCGUGUUGGCAUACAUGAAAAAUCUGCAACAAAUAACUGAGUUUGCUCAGAACGGUUCUAUGGAUAUUUUUAUGUUUCCCGAAUACGUUCAGACUCUUAUAGAGAAAAAUUGUAAAUUAUACACAAUGGUAAUAUCUACAAUUAGAAAUGACGUAGCUGAACACUUCAAAAAUCAAACCUAAAUGUAAUUUAAAAAGAUGAACAAUCUAAAUGUUAACUUGUAUUUAUGUAUAUUUUUUUGUAUUAAAAAUUAUAAUUACACACAUUAUCGAGACUUA